AUGGAGUACAACCGGGCAGCCCGUGAGUUCGGGCGCCUGCAUGCAAUCCUGCCGAAACGUCUCGUGCAGACAACCCUUCUCGUCUGCGAUCUCUGUCAUCGCGUUCGGCGAAUUGUAGAUCCAUCGUCCUCCGCGUACAAGGAGUUCGGAUUUUUACUACAGCUGCUGCAAGAUGGCAGCGUCUUCCCCGCGCGCCAGCGGCAGCAACCGGUUGCAGGGAAAGUGAGGAGUGCGCAGCAGCAGCAGCAGCAGCAGCAGCAGCUGCAGCAAUCGGUGUUGCCGGCGGAGCAACAGGGGGUUGCUGCAGAUGACGGUUCGUUCGACGCUGCGAUGUUUUAUGAACCCGCAGCAGCAGCAGCAGCAGUUGAACAGCAUUUUUUGUCCGACGCGCUCAUCCUUAAGACACUUCUUGCUGCUUCCUUCUCGCCGGCUUUCUUGGUCGGAAAAGUGAAGAACUGCAUCAGCGGAGAGGAUGUCUUGGUCGGAAAAGUGAAGAAUUACAUCAGCGGAGAGGAUAGCGAGGAGGGCAGCAAUGGGAGUGAUGACUCAGGAGGGGCGUCUGUGGCUUUGUACAGCUGGCUUGUGGACCGGGGCGUGGAGCUGAGUCGUUGCUUGUUUUUCAACCGGGGGUUUUCACGGGAGAAGCUAGAGCACAUAGCACAGGCGUUGUCAGUGGUGCUUCCUGGCGUGGAUUUUUUGCUCCUGUUGCCCGACGAUAUAGGUGGUAUAUACAUCUCGGCUUCGUCUGCUGCUGCAGCUGAAGAUGCUUCGGUGCAGCAGAUGUUGAAAUCGAGGGCACCUCUAGACCUAUAUGCCAACUGCAUCCUGUACCUGCCUCCCACGCCGCGAAACGAGUGCUUCCAUUAUAACGCUGAAACAGCAGCAGCAGCAGCAGAAGCGUACAGACAGCAGCUGCGCUCUCCGCCGACUGCUGAAUUCGUGAGUAAAUUGAAGAAUGAGCGGGAGGAGUUCGUGAGGCAAGGGAAGCGGCACUGGGGCGCCGUGGAAGAUGAAGCAGAGGAAGGCAAGGAGAAACGGGAGGAGGAGGCUAUGCAGGUUAUGGGGGUAUUGAAUGUGUGCAAUUCCCCGUUUGAAUGCAGCAGCGAACUCAAGGCAGUUAACGAGAAGAUUUCACAAGAAGAACCCAUUCGCGGCAAGCACUUCAGCCCCUGCACACUCUUCCCCUCCCAUCCUGUCUGCGCCCAGCUCAUCAACCAAUAUGCCUGCGGCCGUUGGAAAUUCAGCUUGUGGGCGCCUGGAACGAAUAAAGUAGAAGCGGUGCCACAAAAGCAGGAGGAGGAGGAAAACGCUAACCGAGAAACCGAAGAAGACAAAGUGUAUGUUCAAAACAGAAAGGCUCUGCAUGGCUUAUGGAUCCCAAUGGUCGCCGCUGUGCGCAUGAAGCAGCAGCAGCGAGGGGGAAAAGGAACGGCAGCAGCAAAAGUAGGAACGUCAGCUUUUGAAUAUUUGAAGUACCCACGGACGAUGUAUCAGCCGGUGGAUCUGGUUCGUCCUGUCUCUCCUUUUGCUGUAUCCUGGUAUUUCAUGAAUCCUCAAGAAGCGUCAGCUACGAGCAGCAGCAGCAGCAAUAGCAAGUCUUCGAAGGCAACGAAAGUGCAGGGCAUCCUGAGCUACCGAUCGCCGAUAGGAGCCAUGGGGGUUUGCCCUGUAGCAGCAUCGGCCUCCGCAGCCGGCAAGCGAGUCUUCCAGCAGGCAAGUGAAGUGUAUGCGGUGGCGGUGGCGCAGCAGAACAAAGACAGCCUGUCCCAGGCGUGGGCUGAGGGCAUAACGGUAUUACCACAACGGGAGUCGCUGGUUCUAAUACUGGCCUUUCUUCCUGGCAAUUGUCAUGUUGAGCUCACUGUCAAAGCCUCCCCUACGCAACCACUCGCUGUUACCAAUAUCGUGGUAUUUGACUCGGUAAAUUUACUGAACAGCGCUGGCUCUACUACCAUCACCUUGGGAGAUUUGCUGCGGGUCAAUGUGCUGCGGCAUAUACUGUCGCGCGUGCUACAAGGCGACCCAGCAGCAGCAGCAGCCGCCGCCGCAGCAUUGCACCACAGCGCACCGACAAGAGGAGGGUUUGGAGGGAGACGCCAGCAACAGGAGGCCCUUAUUAUUGUGGAAGAAGGCUUCCAGGAGCUUCGGGCCGCUUUAGAUGAUCUUCUUACAAAUUGCAACCAGCCCAUACCUCCUUGGCAAGCAAACGAAUACCUCGUUAAAGCGGGGUGUGCUGAGGAUUCGCGCGUGCAGCUGCUGUUUGAGGAGGGUUUGCCGCUGCGGCGGAACGGGAGGAGAGGGGGAGGCAAGAAAAACGCAGACGAGGCUCCGUCGUUCACUUUGCCGGCCUUCAGUGUCGCUGAAGUACAACAAGGAGCCAGUCUGCCGCUCUUUGACAUACCUGCCAUCGCCAAGCACUUCAGCGGCCUCUUGAAGGAAUCGCAGCAACGAGAGUCUGGCCGGGUGAAUUUUGGCAAGCAGAAGGGACGAAGCGGCCAGGGAGGGGGCGGCAAACAGCACGGUGGAGGCAACAUGAGCCAUACACGCGGCAGGGGUUACCAGCAGCACAAGCACCAGCAGAAGCAGCGGCUACAGAACCGAAGUGGACAGAACUUGAGACGGGGAGGAGGGGGCUACACGAGUGGUCGAGCAGCUCCAGGAGGCGGUCAGCACCGCCAACAGCACCGCCAGCAGCAACAGCAACAACAAUACGGGCUUCAGGGGAAUAAGCAGCAGCAACAGCAACAGCGCUUCUCAACAAACGUUGCUUCGUCUACCGAUCCACGGCGCAGCGGCGGCGCUACUGGCAGUAGAGGACAUAUGAGGACGCAGCAGGCAGCGGCAAUGCAUUUCAAGCCUCAGCAAGGAGGGCCUCCAGCCCCCCAACUUGGAGCUUACGCCAGCAACGACGCUGCAGGCAGCCAGGCUGUGCCUCCUCAUCAGAGAACUUAUCGGAUGAACCCUUUUCCAAUGCAUGCACAGGACGGCCAGCAUAAUAUGGGCCUCCAGAUGUUUGCUCGUCAGCAGCAGCCUCACCAGCAUGCUGCUCAGCACCGAUAUCCUGUAGCAGGAGGCGGUGCUGCGCCAGCUGCUGCUGCUGCUCCGAGCCUGCUGCAGCAGCACCCUCAACAGCCGUAUAUGUCUCAUUACAGACAGCCGCAGCAGGUGCAGCAGCACUAUGCACCAAACCCGUAUGGUGUACAGCAGCCUUUUCUUGAUUCUUCACGUCUUCCCAGGCAGCAACAGGUGCAUCUGGGAGCAUCACCGCUGCAGCAGCUGUCGCAGCUUCAGCAGUUGCAACAGUUGCAGCAGCUUCAUAUAAGCACGGGCGCUCCUGCACAGCAGACUCAUGUACAGACGUCAGCCUACAGGGCGGCGGCGCCUCCUGCUGGACUGCUGCAACAGCAGCAGCAGCAGCAUCUCGGCAUGCCUUCAGUGCACGGCGAUGCCACGGGCCAUCCAAAUGUAUUCGGCCGUUAUGGUUGCAGAUGA
This is a messenger RNA of Eimeria maxima, 3492 nucleotides long. RefSeq lists its product as hypothetical. The transcript is spliced from 11 exons. Lineage: Eukaryota; Apicomplexa; Conoidasida; Eucoccidiorida; Eimeriidae. The record is from RefSeq and is a predicted model, not a curated record. The coding region runs from base 1 to 3492 and encodes 1163 amino acids.